Crotalus tigris (Tiger rattlesnake) is the source of this 4248-nucleotide messenger RNA. It is a transcript of the gene COCH, whose product is annotated as cochlin. The record is from RefSeq and is a predicted model, not a curated record. The transcript is spliced from 12 exons. The coding region runs from base 991 to 2631 and encodes 546 amino acids. NCBI's taxonomy places the organism in Eukaryota, Metazoa, Chordata, Lepidosauria, Squamata, Viperidae.
GAAGAAUGCAAAUAUGAGAAGACAUAUGCUAUAUUCUGAAUGACCUCAGAACAAAAAUAGUUGAGACUUUGGUACUUAAAGUGUCCUGUUACAAGAACCAAUGUAGUCCAGAUACUACAUUGUCCUGCUCUUUGCAGCUCUGUCCUAUGAGCCUAGAUAGGUCGAUGAUGCUAACUUCAGGCUUUGGCUAUGAUAAUCAAAACGACAUACAACAAAACUUCUGAAAUGUAGCAGAGGUUGGGUCAGCUAUAGGGACUACAAGUCUACAAUUAAGACGGACCAAUUCUCUAGCUCCAUUUAGCGCGUCGCCAGUUCACGGAGAAUUUACGGAGGGGCGAGAUGGAGGGCGACCUUCAUCGUUUAUGCCUCCAUCGCUCUCAAGGGCGCGGCAAAUAAACGCGCAGCCCACGAGCAGCUCAUCUCUCACCCUGAUUUAAUGGGACGGAAGGGGGGGGCGGGAAAGAGAAAUGCGGGCUUUGUAGGGUAGGCUAGCCCCCCGGGCAACGAGCUAAGGCGAUUAAGAGCACGGGAGCUGCGAUGCACCUGUUGCAACUGCCCGCGCGGCUGCCUUCUCCCCAGAAACAGCGGCUGCAAGCUGCCAAAAGGCCCGAGUCCGGCGCACCCUGGUGUUUCCUUGGCGCCCUGCCUCCCUUCUGGGACAGCCGCCUUCUCAGCCCUCCCAGGCGGACCAGAGCCUGCCCAGCGUUGCUCAUGCGCCCGGGCCGACAUUUAAAAGCAAAGCGCGCGUAGUACAGGUUACAGGCGAAUAGCCGCGCGGCUUCCACCCAGCUACCACCUGCGACCGCCUCUCUUCUCUCCUCUUCGCCGCGCCUUCGCACCCUCUCUCCCUGGUGCUUGUUUGAACGGGACCAUAUUUCCCCUCACGGUUCUGCAGCAGGGUGGGCCUCUUCCCAAUUCUCUUCUGGGGAGUGUGAGCCCUGCCGACCGGGAGCCAGAAGAAAUCCUAGCCCUCAGCUCAAAGGUACUUCCAUGGCGCCCGUCCUUCUCUUCUUAGGCGUUUUCUUGGCGGCCCGGGUGGCGAAGGGAGCUGAACGUUCCGCCCCCACUGUUAUUACAUGUUUUACAAGAGGAUAUGAUCUUAGAAAUGAUCCAGCAGUUGUCAUCUGUCCAGCAAAUUGUCAUAUAUGGCAGUUCUAUGUCUAUGGAAACGUUGAGUAUGCCUCUGACUCUAGUAUCUGUGGAGCUGCUAUUCACAGAGGUGUGAUCACCAGAUCAGGUGGGUCUGUAAGAGUGAAGAUGUUACCAGGGCGUGGGAACUAUUCUGCAAUAUAUGCCAACGGAAUCCAGUCCCAACUCUUCUCUAAAUCAAGAUCAUCAUUUUCAGUAGCUAGUGUUAAAAGUGAAGCCCUUGAAGCAGCUGGGCAUCCUAUUUCAACAGCACGGCCAUUUGCAGGAAAACGACCUAAAAAACCUGUUCUGAAAAAGUCUGGAAACAAAGAUUGUCAAGCUGACAUUGCUUUCCUGAUUGAUGGAAGCUACAAUAUUGGGCAGCGUAGAUUUAAUUUGCAGAAAAACUUUAUUGGGAAAGUGGCAAUGACGCUGGGAAUCGGAACUGAAGGCCCACAUGUGGGAGUAAUACAAGCCAGUGAUUAUCCAAAAACUGAAUUUUAUCUGAACAACUUCACCGCUUCAAAAGAUGUUUUAUUUGCAAUAAAAGAAAUAGCUUUCCAAGGAGGCAAUUCCAAUACAGGAAGAGCUUUGAAACAUACAGCACAAAGAUUUUUUUCUAUUGAAAAAGGAGUACGCAAAGGCAUUCCUAAAAUCAUUGUAGUUUUCUUAGAUGGCUGGCCAUCAGAUAAUUUGGAAGAAGCUGGUAUAUUGGCUAGAGAAUUUGGUGUUAAUGUAUUCAUUGUGUCAGUUGCAAAGCCUACAUCUGAAGAACUGGGGAUGAUUGAAGAACUAAAUUUUGUUGAAAAGGCAGUCUGUCAAAAUAAUGGAUUCUUUUCUUACAACAUACCCACUUGGUUUGGUACCACAAAACAUGUGAAACAACUUGUUCAAAAACUCUGUGCGCAUGAACAAAUGUUAUGCAGUAAGACUUGCUAUAAUUCCGUCAACAUAGCUUUCCUCAUAGAUGGUUCUAGCAGUAUUGGCGACAACAAUUUCCACCUCAUGCUUGGAUUUAUUAGUAAUGUUGUCAAAUCAUUUGAUAUCACAGAUAUCGGUGCCAAAAUUGCAGUUGUUCAGUUCACUUAUAAUCAGCGCACAGAGUUCAGCUUUACAGACUACAAAACAAAGGAAAAGGUUCUUUCAGGUGUUCAAGCAAUCCGUUAUAUGAGUGGUGGUACUGCUACAGGAGAAGCUAUUACUUAUGUAACCAAAAAUGUCUUUGCACCUGUGAGAGAUGGAGCCAACAAAAAUUUUCUGGUAAUUUUGACUGAUGGCCAGUCUUACGAUGACAUCCGAGGGCCUGCAACUGCUGCUCAUAAAGCAGGUAUCAACAUAUUCUCUGUUGGCAUUGCUUGGGCUCCACUGGAGGAUUUAAAAGAUAUGGCAUCUGAACCAAAGGAAACACAUACUUUCUUCACAAAAGAAUUUACUGGACUGGAGCAGGUUGUUCCUAAUAUCGUAAGAGCCAUUUGCAGAGAUUUUUUGGGCUUCAAACAGUGAAGACUGAAAAGACUGAAGGGGUUGAUUCUAAGUACAUCUGCAAAGCUAAAAUCUCUAGAGUAUAAGAUGUUCUGUUAUUCUAGCACACAAAGUUACUUGGUGGUGAACUGGCUUACAAAGGGCUUACUAUUGCACUGCCUUUAGGCAAAGCUUCAAUUAAAAUCAGUGUAUUUUUUUUUCCUGAGUAGAGAACCUGGCCAAAAGUACUAUUUGAUACUAUUUGUAAUAUUCUUGUUCACUUUUCAAAGGUGGCCAAACUUAUCUAAUAUUCAUUUUAUGUACAAAAAAAUGCAGCUGCUCCUGGCACUCUUAUAUACUUUCUAAACCUCUUCCAAAUUAAGGUAGAAAUAUUCAGUGCACUCUGUUAAUUUAUUUCUCCUUUUUGCUCUGCAAUGAUGUCCACUACAUAAAAAUAAUAUUUUGGUGAGUAUGCAGAAUAAACAUCAUAAUAUCUGUGCUAUAGCCAGUAUAGCAUAUACCCAGACAAAUAUCAGUAUAAGUUUGACUAAAAAUGAACUCCGUUGCAGUAUAGUAUUACAUGGUUUCAAAGACUGCUUUUAAGUUUUAAUUUUUUUUGUAUCAAAGAUUCCAGUGCUUUAUAUAAAUUUUGAUUUAAAAGACACCUUGAUUAUAACUACCUUGGAAAUGUUUUUAUGAUGAAUUAUUUGCACAUUUUUCAAACCAUUUAAACACUGUUUUACUUAUAAAAUCUGUUUGAGCUUGCAGUUGACUUAUCUCAGUUUAAUUUAAUGGUCUGAAUUCAAAUCCAAGUAUUUUAAACUAUGUGACAUAACUAUUCUGCUAAAACCAGUAACCUAUAUUUACAAAAUUGUAUGAUUAGUAUGACUUGCAAAGGAAAAAAUUAAAAACAGUUAAGUACAAAAGGAUAAUAUUUAUCUGUCUAAUAGUAUUUAAAAAUUUUAAUUGUCAGUAUCUUAUAUAGUGGUACCUCAGUAUUCAUUGUUAAUUGGUUUCAGGAGGUGCCACAAGUAUAAAAAACGAGUACCAAACAAUUUUUUUCCCAUAAGGAAAAAUAUAAAUAAAUUUAAUGAGUUCCCAAACCAAGGACAUGCACAUUUUAAGGCAAUAUGUAUAAACACAGGGUUGUAUAACCUGAAAGUUAAUAUUUAAAUUAAAUAAAAUAAAAACUUCACUUUACCUGUCCUGAUGAGGAAAAAAACCUCAAAAAUACACAAAAUGACCACAGAAGCUAAGAUAAGACUUCAAGGGCAUGUGCAAAGGGCAAGGGUUACCAUAUGACUGAUGUUUGACUUUUUGAUGGGCUGGAAAGGGUAGCAAGUCAUGAGGCAAUCGACAUUGAUAACCUCUAGCUUGCAUGAGUACCAAACAAAUGUGUACUGGGACAAAAUUUUCUUGUUAAAAUACUGUGUCAAGUGCCAAAUGAGUUUCAAAGCAGUUGUGUUCUGAAGUACCACUGUACUUAAAAAUUCCUAUUUUUUUUUGUAUUACCCUAAUUGAUCUUUUGUUUACUAAAAUUGUACUCAUAGAGCUUUUAAAAAUGGCAUGUAAAAUACACAUUAUUUAUAUGUUUUAGCUAUUUCUUUUAAAUGUAUAAAGCAACUAUAAGGAAUGCAAUUAUUGAUGUAAGGGCUGAAU